This is a messenger RNA of Colletotrichum godetiae, 1527 nucleotides long. RefSeq names its product general substrate transporter. Gene Ontology annotation, molecular function: carbohydrate:proton symporter activity. Gene Ontology annotation, biological process: transmembrane transport; carbohydrate transport. NCBI's taxonomy places the organism in Eukaryota, Fungi, Ascomycota, Sordariomycetes, Glomerellales, Glomerellaceae. Bases 1 to 1527 code for a protein of 508 amino acids. The record is from RefSeq and is a predicted model, not a curated record. The transcript is spliced from 3 exons. Gene Ontology annotation, cellular component: membrane.
AUGAUGGUGAAGCAGAGGGCUGGCCAUCGUGGCAACUCGAUUAGAUCAAUUCUCAUCGGACUAGCGAUCAGUCUUGCUGGUUUUGUCUACGGUAUCGACACAGGCAUCAUUGCCUCUACUAUCGCGCAGACCACCUUCAAAUUAUAUAUGUACGGCCCUUCAAUGGACAAUGUCUCCGUACGAGCAGGCAUUGUAUCCGGGUACUACGCAGGGUCUGCGUUUGGAAGCGGCGGUUCUGCCUACUGCAUGGAUAAACUGUCCCGCCGCUGGACACUACUCUUCGGAGCUUGUGUCAGUGUUGCAGGAGCCGUGCUGCAGACCGCCGCCGUUAAUCCGGCGAUGAUGAUCAUAGGCCGUGCCUUCUCGGGGUUCUCGACAGGCAUGGUCUAUCCGACAGCCCCAGUAUAUCUUGCCGAGCUUAGCCCCCCGGAGAACCGCGGAUUUCUUGUUGGCCUGAAAGGAUUGAUGAACACUUUAGGGUUCUUCGUUGCUGGGUGGGUCGGUUAUGCGGGCUCGUUUGCAGCUGGUGAAUUGCAGUGGCGCAUCCCUCUCGCCACGCAAAUCCCGCCUGCACUUUGCCUCGCGAUCAUGACAUUCUUCCUGCCUUACUCUCCACGAUGGUUGGCCAUGAAAGAACGAUACGACGACGCCAAGAAGGUCAUGUACUCUCUUCACGUCCACCGUGGUGCAGAAACAAUAGAGCAAGAAUUCGCCGAGAUGAUCAGCCAAAUUCAACUCGAAGCCAACAAAAGGAAAAUGUCCAACUUCUGGAAUCUGUUUACUCGACAAUACAUCCGCAGAACUCUGCUGGCUUGCUUGACGGUCAACAUGAUGAAACUGUCGGGGUCCAACAUCAUCCAGAACUACCAGUCCGUCAUGUACAACUCCCUUGGAUAUGAGGGCCAGGCUGUGCUACUGAUCGGCGGUCUGUACGGUUUCAUGGCAGUCAUUGGCCAGAUAAUCAACGUCUUCUUCGUUGCUGAUCACUGGACGCGACGCAUCACUGUCAUUUCCGGUAGUUUCACGCUUGCCGUCCUCCUGGCAGUCCUGACGGCUUUGUCGAAACUUUUCAAAGACGACUCCAACCCCGCCGGGUCCCGCGCUGGCGUUGCAUUCAUAUUCUUAUUCGCUUUUGCGUACUCAUUUUUCUUCAACAGCGUCAACUGGGUCCUUGUCGCAGAAAUCUUUCCCCUCGACCUUCGCGGCGUCGGAGUUGGGUUCUCGGUUUUUACCCAGGCUGUUACGGCCAUUUGGUUGUCUUACGCGGCAUCACUCGCGUUCGAUGCCAUUGAGUGGAAGUUUUAUUUUGUAUUCAUCGCCUGUAACGCUUUUGCUGGAACCAUCUACUUCUUCUUCCUUCCUGAGACGCGCUUCUUGUCUCUUGAAGAGGUGGCCGCCAAAUUUGGAGAUGAGAUCGUCAGCUCACCUACUAAAGAUCCGGAAUUGGAUCAGCUGGAGCAGGAUGCGGCUGGUAACGAAAGACAACUCCAAACCUCUUCGAAUCAUGUUGAGGAUUCGAGAAGAUGA